CGGGAGCUCUCUCUCUCUCUCGGUUUCUCGAACUGAUCGAGCUGAGGCGCGCCGGCCUCGGUGGUAUCGCGCUCCUUGUUGCCUUUCGCGUUGUCGUCGUCGACGGGGACGGCGGCAUGGACUCGUACAAGGGCGGCGGCGAGGCGAGGCGGGUGAUCAACGUGGUGUAUUUCCUGAGCCGCGGCGGCAGGACGGACCAGCCGCACCUCUUCCGCGUCAACCUCAGCCACCUCCACCGCGCCGGCGUGCGCCUCCGCGGUACGUAUACCCACAGCCUCUUCAUCUUCUUCGCCAGGCCGAUCCAUUUCGCAGCAGCUCAUUGCAAUGGCGUCUUGUGUUCCAAUUCAGAUGUGAAGAGGUGGCUGUCGGAGGUCCGCGGCAAGGACAUGCCGGGCAACUUCUCCUGGUCUUACAAAAGGAAGUACAAGUCUGGAUACGUAUGGCAGGACCUGCUGGACGAUGACCUCAUCACCCCCAUCUCCGACGACGAGUACGUGCUCAAGGGCUGCGACGUGCGGCGAACCCCUCCUCCAGCCGUCGCGGUCGCGCCGAAGCCUUCCUCCUUAGACGAGAAGAAACUGAACCGCAAGGGAAGUUGGGAGCGGAAGCAGGUGGAGGAGGUGAUCCAGGUGCAGGUGACGCGGGACUACGACGAGGGCUCCCCGAAGCCGCCGCCGCCGAUCGACCAGGGCUCUCCCGUCGGCGCCGACGGCGAUCGGGCUCCUUUCAGGAUCGUUCUGCCGCAGGACCUUCUGCAGCCAAAGCAGCGCCGGCAGCGAGAAGCGGCGGUGAGAAGCACAACCAAAGCCACCGACCAGCAGCAGGCGUUGGUGUUGGCGGCGCGGCCAGCGGCGGCGGCAAUGGGCGGCGAGAAGCAGCAGCGCCCGGCGGUGGGGAGCGCGCGGAGGGUGCGCGUGGCGCAGGUGCUCCACAGCAUCCUGACGUGCGGCGCGGCCGACGGCGUCGACGACGCCGCGCACCGGCCCGUCGUCCCGCGGCAGCGCAUCGACGACGACGACGGCUGGCAGCGCACGCCCUUCUGCCCCGGCAUGGACGGCUGCGGCAUCAGCAUGAGCAGGAAGGUGAAGCUGCAGCGAGGCGGAGGCGGGAAAGACGGCAAGGCGAAGCGGGACGGCGGGAGGCGAGACCGCGUCGCUGCCGCUCACAAGCCGGCAACUCUGCCGCGUUGCUCGCAAUGCGGGAAGGGGUUCAAGCCGCAGGAGCUGCACUCGCACAUGCAGUCGUGCAGGGGCUUGAGGGAGAGGAUGAGGAGCAGCGCGCGCAUGAGCGUCGACAGGAGCCAGAGCUCCACCGCCAAGGCCGACCACUCCUCCACGGAUCGACCACACACUGUCUUCCUCCUCACCGAGUCGUGAACUCGUGAUCCGACCGAUGUUGAGAUGUAAAUGUGGGUCUGCGGGUGCUUGCGAUUGACCUUGGAAUCGUUUCGCUUAAUUGGAAGUGGAAAUACAACGGCGGUGUUGUGGAUUCUGAAUUGGCAGCCUGCUUCGUUCGUGGAUGAUUAGUGUGGAUCAUCGAUUUGCCCAUCGAUCUUUCACUGAUUAUUAUGGGCAGUGUAUAUUUACUGGCGGUGCAGUCCAUGAAGGACCUAGAAAAGGUGGCAUACUCGUGGAUA
Molecule: messenger RNA, 1636 nt
Organism: Lolium perenne
Lineage: Eukaryota; Viridiplantae; Streptophyta; Magnoliopsida; Poales; Poaceae
Product: protein SOSEKI 1
Source: RefSeq, a predicted model, not a curated record